Plutella xylostella (diamondback moth) is the source of this 1607-nucleotide messenger RNA. It is a transcript of the gene cbc, whose product is annotated as protein CLP1 homolog. NCBI's taxonomy places the organism in Eukaryota, Metazoa, Arthropoda, Insecta, Lepidoptera, Plutellidae. Gene Ontology annotation, biological process: mRNA 3'-end processing; tRNA splicing, via endonucleolytic cleavage and ligation. Gene Ontology annotation, molecular function: polynucleotide 5'-hydroxyl-kinase activity. The record is from RefSeq and is a predicted model, not a curated record. Gene Ontology annotation, cellular component: nucleus; mRNA cleavage factor complex.
CUAGAAACAAAACGCCAAAAUGCAAACAUAGCAUCAACAACAUAUUUUUAUUUGUUGUUUCUAUUUAUUCCAAAAAAACUAAAUAGAGUUUGUGAAUAAUUUAUCACAAAAUAACAUUGCUUUGUGCUGUAGAUUAUUUCAGUACUAUCAAAAUGACGGAAGUUCAGCUACAAGAGUUCAAACUCGAUCCCGACUCCGAACUCAGAUUUGAAGUCGAAUCUAAGAACGAGAAAGUGGUUUUAGAGGUUAAGAGUGGUUACGCGGAGCUAUUCGGCACGGAGCUGGUGAAGGGCAAGGCGUAUGAGUUCCACACGGGCGCCAAGGUGGCGGUGUUCACGUGGCACGGCUGCACCGUGGAGCUGCGCGGCCGCACCGAGGUCAGCUACGUGGCCAAAGAGACACCUAUGGUAAUAUACCUGAAUGUCCACGCGGCGCUGGAGCAGCAGCGGGUGGCGGCGGAGCAGGAGGGCACGCGCGGGCCGGUCACCAUGGUGGUCGGGCCUGGCGACGUUGGCAAGUCCACGCUCGUGCGGAUACUCCUCAACUAUGCUGUGAGGAUGGGAAGGAGGCCUAUAUAUGUGGACUUGGAUGUUGGACAAGGGUCUAUUAGUGUUCCUGGGACUAUUGGUGCCCUCUUGGUGGAACGUCCAGCAUCAAUAGAGGAGGGCUUCAGCCAGCAGGCGCCGCUGGUGUACCACUUCGGACACAAGUCUCCCAAUGACAACCUGCAACUCUACAACACCAUCGUGUCCAGGCUCGCCGAGGUCAUUACAGAGAGGAUUGACUCUAAUAAGAAAGCGUCAACAUCGGGAGUGAUCAUCAACACGUGCGGCUGGGUGAAGGGGCCCGGGUACAAGGUGUUGACACACGCAGCACAGGCCUUCGAGGUGGACGUGAUUCUAGUUCUAGACAACGAAAGAUUGUACAACGAAUUGAAGCGAGACAUGCCCAAGUUUGUCAAAGUGGUCUACUUACCAAAGAGUGGUGGGGUGGUGGAGCGCACGGGCGGGCAGCGCGCGGAGGGCCGCGACGCCCGCGUCCGAGAGUACUUCUACGGCAAGCGCACGCCCUACUACCCGCACUCGUUUGAUGUCAAGUUCAGCGAUCUCAAUAUUUAUAAGGUGGGCGCGCCGUCGCUCCCCGACUCGUGCAUGCCGCUCGGGAUGCGCGCGUCGGACGCGCUGACGCGGCUGGUGGCCGUGUCGCCGUCGCCCGCGCUCGCGCACCGGCUGCUGGCCGUGUCGUUCGCCGCCGGCCCGGAGGACCAUGUGCUGCACUCGAACUUAGCCGGGUUCCUUUGUGUCACGGCGGUGGACAUGGAGCGGCAGACCAUGACCGUGCUGUCCCCGCAGCCGCGGCCGCUGCCCAACACUGUACUUCUACUGUCAGAGAUGCAGUACAUGGACAACCACUAGACGUCGAGCACCUCCGCACAGCCGUUAGACCAAGGAUUGCCGCUACACGCUGAGUUGCAGAAAGGAACUUUAAGCUAAUGUCGGCAUUAAAUCUAUGUCUGUCUCUUUCUGUCCGUAUACUGUCAAAGCAAGGCAGGUAUACAUUUAAGGUCAGCAUUAGCUAAAAGUUCCUUUCUGCAACUCAGUGACAGC